AUUCAGCCGGCAAGUGUUGUUUACAGUUACCGGAAAGAAUUUGCGUAUGAAGCAGCGAACAAGUCAAAUUAGCAAUGCAUAUAGCAACAAACAUAUAUACAUACAAACAUACAGGUGAAGCGUUAUAAAAAGUGAAGCUAUUUAUUAAAUUUUGCACAAUAUGCUAAACUUUUUGAAACAAGCCCGCAGAUUUUUUGAUUCGGCAGAGCCCAUUUGCAUUGUUUUGGGCAAUGAAUCGUGCGAUUUGGAUUCCGCGGUUUGUGCAGUCACUCUCGCCUACCAUUAUCAACAACAAAAUGAUGUCUCCAACAACCAAAUCACGCGUAAUUUUCUGCCAGUCCUCAAUAUACCACGUCGUGAUUAUACGCUUAAAACUGAAGUGAAUUACAUUUUCCGCCAACACGCUAUUGGUGACGAGCAUUUAACUUUUCGCGAUGACCUACAGGAGGAUCUUUUAACACGCAGUGAAUUUAUUUUGGUAGAUCAUCAUGUUAGCCCAUUUACUACACGUUGUCUGGAAGUUUUUGAUCAUCGCAUAUUUGAUGAGCAAGCACAGCUAUCAAAUGUUUGCCAACUACAUAUAGAAUUAGUAGGUUCAUGCGCGACGCUAAUAGCAGAAGAGAUACUUAAGUCUAUAUCAAUGCCUGACGCUGUAGCUAAAGACUAUGAGACACUAUUUACGUUGUUGCGCAGCACAAUAGUGCUAGACACAGUAAAUUUCAGUGCGUCUGCUAACCGUGCAACACCAAAAGAUAUCGAAAUCUGUGCAAAACUUGAAGAAUUGUUGAGUAAGCUAAGUAACGGCAAGCCUCUAAGUGAGCGCACGAAAUUAUUCGACAUUCUAGUGGCGGCGCGCGCAGAUAUUAGCAGCUUAACAUCAAUGCAGCUUUUACGCAAAGAUUUAAAAAUACUUUCAAAUGGCAAUGGCAGUGUGAAUAUUGCUAUACCAGGUUUUCCAAUGUUAGUGCAGCAAUUUAUAGAGAGAACAGAUGCAGCGACUGCGGUUAAAGCAUUCGCAGAGGAGACAAAUUCUGUAAUUGUAAUACUAAUGGGUAUGUUAGUCAAAAAUGGCAACGUGCAACGUGAUAUUGGUUUGAUAGACUUUAAAUCGAAACAACUAUGUCAAACGAUACGUGAAACCCUUUUGACAACCACUGAGCCAGCGCUUGGUUUACAGCAUUAUGAAAAUUGCAAUUUUCUUAACGGCAGCUUGUAUAAAAUAUGCAACAUAAAAGCGACACGCAAGCAUGUCUUACCACUGGUGAAACAACUUUUAGACCGAAUGCAAUAGUUUGUUAAAGCAUAGUCAGGAUUCACAAAAUAAUUUGCUUUAUUAGAUGCUCUAAAAAAAUUAAUUUAUUUAAAAUCAUUAACAACCAGUUCUUCAAAUUUCUUCGGCUCCAGCUCCAGCACCAUCAUCAGCAUUAUCUUCACCCAUGGCGUCAUCUUCACAGUCCAACGCUAGAUCUUCCAACAUUUCUGCCAGCGUAAUUUGUGGCACGCUAUCGUUUGCCGCUUGCUUAUCAUUACUAUCCACAGGCAGUGCCUUUUUAGCAUCACGAUAAAUGUUAAUCUGUUUGCGAUAAUCUGCGUCCUCUUCUAAAUCUUCAAGGAAUUCAUGGAAGUCAUGUUUGCUGCGUUCAUCCGUUGCCUCAUCGGCUAAAUGACGUAACUUCCAAUUACGGCUAUUCGUACGUGUUUGGCGAUCAGCGUAGCACUUACGCACCAGCAGCACAUCAGGAAUUUGAUCCGCAGACAAAUUCUCAAAUUCAGUGUUGUUUAAAUUCGCUUCACCUAAAUUGUAGCCCAUUACAGAAUCGCCUACCUUUAGCAAAUGACCAAGAUGUGAACGUGUGUGUAUCGUAUUUUCAUUGAUGCCCAACUCGGAAGAACGCACCACCCAAAUAUCGCAUAAGACAUGACGAAAUGAUACUUGACCUGUGCCGGGUAUGUGUUUACGAUCUUUAUCCAUGAUUGGUUCAAUAUCCAUAACAAUAUAUUCGACCAAUUGUUUCGGAUCACAUAGCGCUUCAAAAGGAUUGCGGAAGUACAUCUGUCCUGGCAAUUCAGAUAUUUGCGCAGUCAUUGGAUCGAUUAAAUGUAUGCCUGUGGCUACUUUAUACACCAAGCAAACGGGUGAAAGACUACCCAGCUGUUGACGCAACUUCUUUGACAAACAAACUGCACUAUCCUUCGAUAAUGGAGCUAUUUCCACACACCAUGUGUACUUGUAAUUGAAAUUGUUGCUAUGAAUGUCAUGCGAAAUCAAACGUUUGGACGUGGUCACCUUAACUGGCACCAUAUACUGCAAAAAGUCAACCAUCUUCUUUGCAUGAUUGAAAUUCGCAUAAUAGAAAUCCAAACCACCAUGCAAUGCCUUAAUGCCCAACGUAUUUUCGUGCGCUUUAUGUUUCAAAAUCAGCUGUUCCAAAUAGUAAAACGUCUUUUUGUUUUCAGCGCGUUGUCGCACCUGCACCAGGCAAUGCCAGAAAUCUUUCGCCUCGGUACGAUGACAAUCAUCACACAUUUGAUUCUGCACAGUGAAUUCUACGAUGAAUACCUGUUGCAGCACGGUCCCUCCAUUAAUUUCACCAUGUACUGUCAAUUUGACUUUUAUGCGUUUGGAAUGUGGUUCUGUCCAGACGAAACCGGCAUCCACUAACUUGACAGCUUUUAAACCUUUCAACUUUUUUAAACAUAAAGCCAGCAGCUCUCGCGACUCCAAUGCUGCGGUUACCCACUCACCAGGCGGCUGUAAAUAGCGUUCACAGUUGCGACAAAAAUGCAAUACUGCCUGUUUCGGUAUGUUCUCCGUGAUGUCUAUAUGAUUGCGUAGACAUGUUACACACAUAUUAGAAGGAUUUGGUUCGAUUGGCACGCCACAUUCGCAACACAAGAUCAUGGUCGUUUUUGUGGGCUGUGACGACGGAUCUAUGUACUCCAUGCUUUGAUUUGUAUUUAAAAUUGAAAAAUCACAAACAAAUGUAAAUAGUUAGGAUUUGGCGAGGCUGCUACUUUCAAAUAUAUUUAAUAUGAGUUUUUAUGCGCAGUUUGCUUUUUGUUUUGAAACACGUGCAGAAAUAAAGUGCACUUAGCUGGCAGUCAACACAAAUGAAAAUGAAUUGCCAACUAUGCUUGUAAAAGUGAAUUGCUGAUUAUGGUGAAAUGCUAAAUAUCGUGCACAGUAGAUAUUUUCAUAAUCUAUGUUUAAUUUUUAAGUACAAUUAGAAAGCAAAUAAAGAAUAUCAAGAAA
Bactrocera oleae (olive fruit fly) is the source of this 3253-nucleotide messenger RNA. RefSeq names its product exopolyphosphatase prune (gene pn). Gene Ontology annotation, cellular component: cytoplasm. The record is from RefSeq and is a predicted model, not a curated record. NCBI's taxonomy places the organism in Eukaryota, Metazoa, Arthropoda, Insecta, Diptera, Tephritidae. Gene Ontology annotation, molecular function: exopolyphosphatase activity.